Molecule: messenger RNA, 265 nt
Organism: Talpa occidentalis (Iberian mole)
Lineage: Eukaryota; Metazoa; Chordata; Mammalia; Eulipotyphla; Talpidae
Product: 60S ribosomal protein L28-like
Exons: 1
Coding region: 1-225 (74 amino acids)
Biological process (GO): translation
Cellular component (GO): cytosolic large ribosomal subunit; ribosome
Molecular function (GO): structural constituent of ribosome
Source: RefSeq, a predicted model, not a curated record
AUGAAGCGCCGAGCCGGCCAGCGGAAGCCGGCCACCUCCUACGUGCGCACCACCAUCAAUAAGAACGCGCGGGCCACGCUCAGCAGCAUCCGCCACAUGAUCCGCAAGAACAAGUACCGGCCUGACCUGCGCAUGGCCGCCAUCCGCAGGGCCAGUGCCAUCCUGCGCAGCCAGAAGCCGGUGAUGGUGAAGAGGAAGAGGACCCGCCCCACCAAGAGCUCCUGAGCAGCCCCCCAGCAAUAAAGGUGUCCCCUGACUCCAAAAA